This is a messenger RNA of Salarias fasciatus (jewelled blenny), 3288 nucleotides long. Its product is annotated as thrombospondin-2-like. Gene Ontology annotation, cellular component: extracellular region. Gene Ontology annotation, molecular function: calcium ion binding; protein binding. The transcript is spliced from 22 exons. The record is from RefSeq and is a predicted model, not a curated record. Gene Ontology annotation, biological process: cell adhesion; negative regulation of angiogenesis. NCBI's taxonomy places the organism in Eukaryota, Metazoa, Chordata, Actinopteri, Blenniiformes, Blenniidae. Bases 70 to 2922 code for a protein of 950 amino acids.
ACAGGGACGAUCCUAACAGCCGUGAUUUCUAAUCCUGGUGAGAGGCAGAGCAGCAAGUAUCACACAGGAAUGAGUCCUCUGAGAGGUUUCCCCUGGCUUUUGACUUUCCUCCAUGCGGCAGCUGUACAUGCAGGUGCGGGUGGCGCAAAGGUCAACGUGUCAUCGCAGACCUGCCGUCAUCCGUGUGACGAGCUGGUGGACCUGCUCACGGAGAUUCACGGCUUGCGUAUUGUGACCACCAACCUACUAGAAGACCUGGAUAAAGUAUCAAAAGAGAACGAGGAUAUUCGGAUAUCUUUGGACGAGCUGAGCAACAAGAGCAGCAGCAGCAGCAGCAGCGGCGCUGGCAAUGAUCUUGACAGAGACAAGGACGGGGAGGUGUGGUGCAUGCAGGAUGGACGGAUAUACGAGCACGGGGAGGAAUGGGAGGUUGACAGUUGCACUUCCUGCACUUGCCAGGAGGGGAAGGCUGUGUGUCAGGAGGCGUCGUGUCCACCUGUAUCCUGCAUCAAUCCAUCCUUCAUUGAUGGAAGUUGUUGUCCCAUAUGCGUCAGCGAUGAAGAUGGCUGGUCCCCUUGGUCCGAGUGGACGCACUGUUCAGCCACCUGUGGACGUGGAGGCCAGCAGCGGGGUCGAUCCUGUGACGGGAUCAAGCCAUUCUGCGGCGGCCCGUCAGUCCAGACCCGCAGCUGCAUGCUGCCCAAGUGUGACCGCAAGGUGCGCGCUCAUGGGAACUGGGGCCUUUGGUCUCCUUGGUCUGCUUGUACAACUACCUGUGGAGACGGAAACAUCACCAGAGUCCGUCUGUGCAACAAUCCUCCGCCACAGAAGGGAGGCAGAGGAUGCUCGGGCAUCAGCCGAGAGACACAGCCUUGCAACAACACAGUCUGCCCAGUUGCUGGAGGCUGGACGUCCUGGAGUGAGUGGUCACUGUGCUCGCAGUCAUGCGGUGGAGGCCUUGUCACGCGCGACCGGCAGUGUUUGAAUCCUGCACCUCAGAACGGCGGGAAGCCUUGUGCUGGAGAUCCGGUGGACUAUGAAGCCUGUAACAAACAGCCAUGUCCGAUAGACCAGUGCUUGCUAUCAAGUCCUUGUUUUCCUGGAGCAAAAUGCACAUCCAACAGUGAUGGAUCAUGGGAAUGUGGACAUUGUCCACUGGGAUUACGAGGGAACGGCACUCACUGUGAAGAUGAGGAUGAGUGUGAAGUGCAGGGUGUGUGUGUUACGGAGUGUGUAAACACAGACCCUGGGUUCUACUGUCUGCCCUGUCCUCCUCGCUAUAAAGGCACCCAGCCGUACGGCCUUGGACUGCAGGAAGCCCUGAAAACCAGGCAGGUGUGCGAACCGUACAAUCCUUGCAAGGACGGCACACACACCUGCCACAAGUAUGCCGAGUGUGUGUACCUCGGCCUGUCAUCUGAGGUCUUGUACAAGUGUGUGUGCGCCGUCGGGUUUGCCGGCGAUGGCUUUCUGUGUAGUGAAGACUCCGAUCUGGAUGGCUGGCCCAACAACAAACUGCCCUGCAAAAGGAACACCACCUAUCACUGUCAAAAGGAUAAUUGCCCGGCGCUGCCAAACUCUGGGCAGGAAGACUGGGAUAAGGACGGGCAAGGAGACGCCUGCGAUCCAGACGAUGACAACGACGGCAUCUUAGACGAGAGGGACAACUGCCCGCUGGCGUUCAACCCUCGGCAGUUCGACUCGGACCGGGACGGGGUCGGGGACCGCUGCGACAACUGCCCGUUCGAAAGCAACCCACUGCAGACGGACACCGACGGCAACGGCGAAGGAGACGCCUGCAGCAUCGAUGUGGAUGGAGAUGAGGUCCUGAAUGAAUAUGACAAUUGUCCUCUUGUCUACAACUCUGACCAGAGAGACACGGACCUGGAUGGCGUUGGAGACCAGUGUGACAACUGCCCCCUGCUGCACAACCCGCUGCAGCUGGACUCCGACAGCGACCUUGUGGGCGACAUGUGCGACGACAACAUGGACAUCGACGAGGACGGCCACCAGAACUCCCUGGACAACUGUCCCUACGUCCCAAACAGCAGCCAGGCCGACCACGACGGCGACGGCAGGGGAGACGUCUGCGACCACGACGACGACAACGACGGCGUCCCCGACGACCGCGACAACUGCAGACUGGUGCCCAACAGGGACCAGUUGGACUCAGACGGCGAUGGCAGUGGAGACGUAUGCUUUAAUGAUUUUGACAACGACAGCGUUCCUGAUGCGCUGGAUCCCUGUCCGCUCAACCAGGACAUAGGCUCCACAGAUUUCAGGAAGUUCCAGGUUGUGUUGUUGGACCCUAAAGGCACCACGCAGUCUGACCCCCUUUGGGUGAUCCGGAGUGAAGGCACCGAGCUGCUGCAGACUGCCAACUCAGACCCUGGGAUCGCUUUAGGCUAUCACAGGUUCAGUGCGGUGGACUUCAGUGUAACAUUUUAUGUGAACACUAACAGAGACGACGACUACGCCGGCGUCGUGUUCGCCUACCAGUCCAGCCGACGCUUCUAUGUCGUCAUGUGGAAACAGGUGUCUCAAGCUUACUGGGAGAAAAAGCCCUUCAAGGCUUAUGCCAACGCCGGAGUCUCCAUCAAGCUGGUGAACUCCACCACGGGGCCCGGGGAGUACCUGCGCAAUGCCCUGUGGCACACCGGACACAGCAGAAACCAGGUCAGAACGUUGUGGCAUGACCCCAAUAAAAUUGGAUGGAGGGACUACACAGCUUACCGCAUGCACCUUAUCCACCGACCCAAGACCGGGUUCAUCAGGGUGGUGGUGUAUGAGGGCCGGGAGAUACUGUCCGACUCGGGGGCCGUGUACGACCACCACCUGGCUGGAGGCAGACUCGGCCUGUUCGCGUUCUCACAAGAACACGUUCUCUUCUCAGACCUCCGAUACGAGUGCAGAGAUAACUGAAUUCUUUUGCUGGGAAAUUCCAAAAACCUGUCUCACGUCCAUCCAACCAGAGCUCCUCAUUCAUGUCGGAAAACCUUGCUGCAGCUGUGAGAGGGGGCGAAAGAGAAGACGCACCUGGUCCCACUCCUUCUCCAGCCAAGACGAUCAAGCAGUGACCGUCAUCUAUCAGCUUUUUAUGCAACAGUAUUGACUGCAGGCCGUCUCCUCGCUGUAUAUUACUGCCGCGACAGCCUCUCUAAUGACAGUAACUUCUUGUUGCCUUUCAUCUGUGCUUUCCUAAUGGUUGUAAAUAAUUAUUUAUUGCCAGACACCAGAUAUGAGAGGGAUGGAGGGAGGAUGGAUUGAUGAUGGAGACAGGUGAGCAGA